Molecule: messenger RNA, 369 nt
Organism: Lycium barbarum (goji berry)
Lineage: Eukaryota; Viridiplantae; Streptophyta; Magnoliopsida; Solanales; Solanaceae
Exons: 2
Coding region: 1-369 (122 amino acids)
Source: RefSeq, a predicted model, not a curated record
AUGGCAGAGGCGAUGAAUGAAGUGGAGAUGGUGAAAUGCGAGUGCUGCGGAUUGACGGAGGAAUGCACGGUGGCGUAUAUAGCGAGAGUUCGCGAGAGGAACGAAGGGCGUUGGAUUUGCGGACUGUGUGCUGAGGCAGUGAAGGAUGAAAUCAUGAGAUCGGAGAGGCGGAUUGGUACUGAAGAGGCUAUAAAUCGUCACAUGAAUUUCUGCAAAGAGUUCAGAGCUUUAAAGCCGCCACAGCAUCCAACGGAGGAAUUGAUAGCGGCGGUGAAGCAGCUGAUGUUAAGGAGCUUGGAUACGCCGAAGUCAAGUCCUGUGAGAAGGCAAGGAUUAGGAGUUCGACGUUCAGUGGAAAAGUACAAGUGA